Messenger RNA from Prosopis cineraria, 4687 nucleotides. Its product is annotated as TMV resistance protein N-like. The record is from RefSeq and is a predicted model, not a curated record. Gene Ontology annotation, molecular function: ADP binding. The transcript has 11 exons. Lineage: Eukaryota; Viridiplantae; Streptophyta; Magnoliopsida; Fabales; Fabaceae. Gene Ontology annotation, biological process: defense response; signal transduction. Bases 170 to 4483 code for a protein of 1437 amino acids.
UCGCUUUAUUCAAGGCUUCCGCCAUUUUCUUGAUCUCUAAGAAUUCCUCUAAUAUCAUGCGCUCAGCUCCCUAAGAUUUCAUUCCAGUGGGAUUUGAUCUUCUUACUGUGCUCUGCGCUUUUGCCAUUUAAUUUUCAUUCAGCUCUGCGCGUCUGAUGAUUAGAUUAUCAUGACACAACAAGCAGGAUCUUCUUCCAUCACUUACAAAUGGACUUUUGACGUCUUCCUCAGCUUUCACGGCGAAGAUACUCGCUUAGGUUUCAUUGGCAAUCUCCGCGAAGCUCUGCGCCAAAGAGGAAUUCAUGCCUUUAUUGAUGAUGAAGGCAUCAGAACUGGAGAAGAAAUCACACCUGCACUUUUCCAAGCCAUCCGAGAAUCCAGAGUAGCAAUCAUAGUUUUCUCCAAAAACUUUGCUAACUCGAGCUUUUGCUUGGAAGAACUUGCAAAGAUUCUAGAGUGCCACAAGGAGGAAGGUCGGCUGAUAUAUCCAAUCUUUUAUUAUGUGGAUCCAUCGGAGCUUCGACGUCCAAGAGGAAGCUAUGCAAAAGCAUUGGCGAGACUAGAGAGACGAUUCAAAGACAAUCACGAGAAGGUGAAAAAAUGGAGAUUGGCUUUGUUCCAAGCUGCUAACUUGAAAGGCUGUCAUCUCAAACCCAAGAUUUCAAAAGAACACGAAUGUAUCACAAAGAUCAUUGGUGAAGUCUCUACUAGGAUUAAUCAUGAUCUCUUACACAUUAGUCGUUAUCCAAUUGGACUUGUGCCUCGCAUGAAAGAAGUGAUCUCACUUUUAGAACUUUGGUCUACCAAGGAAACUAAAAUGGUAGGGAUCUGGGGGGCUGGUGGAAUAGGUAAAUCAACAAUUGCAAGAGCCUUGUAUAAUUCAAUAGCUCAUCAUUUUGAAGGCUUAUGCUUUCUUUCUAAUGUGAGAAAAGAGUUCCAAAUGCCAAAUGGUUUGCCACAUCUUCAAGAGACAUUACUCUAUAAAUUAGCCAUGGAGAAGGAUCUUAAACUGGGUGAUUUUCAUGAAGGAAUACCAAUAAUAAAACGUAGGCUUAGUCGGAAAAAAAUUCUUUUGAUUCUUGAUGAUGUUGAUGAAUUGGUACAAUUAGAAGCACUUGCUGGGAGCUGUGAUUGGUUUGGUUUAGGAAGUAGACUUGUCAUCACAACCAGGAAUAAACAAUUGUUAGUAAGUCACACUCAUGUUAAAUGCAUUUAUGAAGUUAGAAAAUUAAAUAAAGAGGAAUCUCUUCAACUGCUUAGUUGGCAUGCCUUUAAAAAAGAGAAUGUGGAGUCUGACUUCAUAGAGGUUUCCAAUCGAGCAAUACUUUAUUCUUGUGGCUUCCCAUUAGCUUUAGAAGUUAUUGGCUCUAAUUUAUGUGGUAAAGGAGUCUAUCAAUGGAGUCUUGCCUUGGAUCAGUUUAAAGCAAUACCACAUGAAAGAGUUUUAGAAGUCAUCCAAUUAAGCUAUGAUGCUUUAGGAGAGUUUGAAAAAAAAGUUUUCCUUGACUUGGCUUGUUUCUUUAAUGGUGAGAAAUUGGGUGAUGUUAAGUGUAGGUUGCUAUGCCUUCGUGAAAUCCAACCAGAAUAUGCCAUCAAAGUACUCAUUGAUAAAUCCCUCAUAAAGAUUGAAGGAGAUUGUGUGAUAAUGCAUGACUUGAUAGAAGAUAUGGGUAAAGAGAUUGUUCGUCGAGAAUCACAAGAUGAACCUGGUGAACGUAGCAGGUUAUGGUUCUAUAAAGACAUUCUUCAAGUCUUACAACAUGACACGGGAACUAAUAAAGUUGAGGCCAUAGUUUUAGACUUGCCUCAAGGCAAAGAAGUACAGUGGAGUGGAGAGGCAUUCGUGAAGAUGAAGAAACUCAAAAUUCUUGUGAUAAAGAAUGCAAGUUUUUCUAAAGGCCUCGCAUAUCUCCCAAAUAGUUUAAGGUGGUUGGAGUGGAAGAAGUACCCCUUUAGAUUUUUACCGCUUGAUUUUUGUCCAAUGGAACUUGUCUAUAUGGACUUGUCCUCAAGUUAUGUUGAAUUGCUCCACUCAUUUGAUAUGAAGUUCGAGAGUUUAAGACACAUGGAUUUUAAAAGUUGUAAGUUCUUACAACAAAUACCAAACUUAUCAAGAGCUUCUAAUUUAACAGAGUUGUGUCUUGAUGAUUGUACAAGCUUAACUGAAAUUCAUGAUUCUGUUGGAAGUUUAAGUAAACUCAAAAAAUUAAGUGCUAUGCGAUGCAAAAACUUGAAGGUUUUACCACCUGGGCUUAAUAUGGCGUCUCUUGAACAUCUCAACCUAUUAGGAUGUUCAAAUCUACAAUAUUUCCCAGAAAUAUUAGUGAAGAUGACAAAGAUGAGAACACUUGAUUUGGAUAGGACAGCCAUCGUAGAAUUGCCAUCUUCAAUUUGUAAACUUGUUGGGCUUGAAAUUUUAAACAUGGAGGAGUGUCAUCAGCUUAAGCAACUACCUGCUAGCAUUUUCAUUUUGCCAAACCUUUGGUCACUUUGCACAAGUCUUUGUCAUGAGAUGAGAUAUUUGAAGACAGAUGAAGAAGAAGUGAGCAUAGAUGAAAGAAAUGAGUCUUCAAAAAUGGAAUAUUUUUAUUUUUCAAAUUGCAAUUUGUGUGCUGACUCUCUUGCUCUGUGUCUUUCUUACUUCCCAAAUUUGAUACAAUUAGACCUAAGUUAUGGAGAAUUCACAACUCUUCCUGCAUGCAUCGAAGAAUGUUGCAAAAUGAAAAGUCUUAACCUGGAUAAUUGCGAGCAUAUUCGAUAUAUUUUAGGGAUGCCGCCAAACCUAGAAAGAUUUAGUGCCAUAAAUUGCAAAUCAUUGACUAUGAUUUCUAAAGGCAGAGUAUUGGAUCAGGCAGUCUUCACCAAACAAGGAAAAUUAAACUAUGUUUUGCCACAAAAAGAGUUCCCAGAAGAGUUAGUGCUCAACAAAGUUAGCGAUUCCCCUCUAUCAUUAUCAAUUUGUGAAAAGUUCUCAAUGAUUCUAAUAUGGAUUUUGAUAAUCAAGCCAAGAAGGUUUCAAUGCUUCCAUAACAUGAAUGCAAAAAGACCCAUAAACAACACCAACCCUUAUAUCUCUGUGAGGAUUGAUGGUGUUAGCCAAAAAGUUCUUUCUGAUCAGUGGUUCUCAACAUUAAAAGUUAAUCAUUUAUAUAUAUUCGAUCUAUUCAGCAUUAUUAGCAAAGCUAAACUUGAACUUUCCCAAUCAUUCAAGUGGAAUGGCCGCAAUUGUGUGGAAAUUUCCAUCAAAGAUAAUAGUCGUUAUACGCAAAUUCAUUUAGGAACUAACAUAGCUGAACAAGGCAUUAAGUUUGAGAAAAAUUUGCAACCAGGAUGGAGACAUGAUGUAUUUCUAAGUUUUCAAGCCAGUGAUCAUCGUUCCCGCUUUUUCAAGAACAAGUUAUAUGAUGCCCUGUGUGAGAACAACAUUAGGGCUUUCAAUGCUAAAUUUAAGAAGGACGAAGGUAUUCUCCCAACUAUGGCUAGAGCAAUUGAGGAUGCUAGGAUUUCAAUUAUCGUAUUCUCUUCAUCCUAUGCUGAUUUCACAUGGUGUCUUGACGCGCUUGCUAUAAUCAUGGAUUGUAUGAAGACAAAGUGCAAAUUGGUUUUCCCAAUUUUCUACGAAGUAGACCCUUCAGAAGUAAGACAUCAAUCAGGAAGAUUUGGAUUAGCAAUGUUUGAGCAUGCAGAAUAUUUAAAGAAUGACAUAAAAAAGGUACAAAGGUGGAAGUUGGCUUUGUCUGAGGUAGCUCACUUGCUUGGUUGGAACUUAGGAAAAGGGCGAAAGCUGGAUAAUGUUAUCCCACGCAUUGUUGAAGAUGUUUCUCGUCGCCUUCAUUUAGAACAUUUAACAAAAUCAAUGGAGUUAAUUGGGAACACAAUGGAUCAUCGUGGACUGAGACAUGAUGUAUUGAUCCUGAGUUUUAAAGAAGUCUGCAGUGAUUCAAACAUUUUCGUGGACAAUCUAUAUGAUGCUUUGCAUGAGAGCAAUAUUAAUGCUUUCAAAUAUGUUGGGAGUUUUGGAUGGAGGGAAGAUUUGGGCCCAACUGCACUCAGGGCAAUUGAAGAGUCUAGGAUUUCAAUUAUUGUAUUUUCUGAAUUCUAUGCAUAUUCUGCAUGUUGUCUUGACGCACUUGUGAUGAUCCUUGAUUGUAUGAAAACGAAAAGCAAAUUGGUUUUGCCCGUUUUCUACAAUAUAGACCCUUCAACAAUAAGACAACAAACAGGAAGUUUUAAAUUAGUAAUGGCCAAGCAUGAAGACAGAUUAAAGGAUAACAUGGAAAAGUUAGAGAAGUGGGAGUUGGCUUUGUCUGAAGCAGCUCACAUGCUUGGUUGGAGCUUAGAAAAAGGGGAAGAAAUUGAUGUUGUCCCACGAAUUGUUGAAGAGGUUUCUUGUCACAUUCGUUUUGAACAUUUAGUGAGCCUCCCAAGUCAUCGUCAAGUCAAAACAUACCAGAGGAGAAAGAGAAGGCAACAGCUGGCCUAGAAAAGGAGGAAACACUAUGCAAGAGAAAGGAAGGAAGAUGGAGCCAUGAAUGAAGGGUGCUGAAAAGCCACUAAACACACAUGGAAACAGCAAUGGAGAAGAGACUCCAAAUUCUUAUCUCAACGAUGAUAGAAGCAGGAAGGAGGAGGUUUCGAAUGUACGAAGAGGCAGGACAAAGAACAUGAACUCUCAUCCCAAUCAAAG